AUGAGUAUAAUCUUCAGAGUGAAGCGCCAUCCUCAUGUGGAGGGGUUCGAGCAGUGCGUGUCAUUUGGUGCCUUCAGCUCGGACCAACAAGAAGUAGUCUACAACAUCUUCUGUCUCUGCGCCAUGUACUUCUUACCGCUCAUCGUGAUCACCGUGUGUUACGUGUGCAUCUUCUGUGAGAUACACAGAAGCAGUAAGGAAUUAGAUGAGAAAUGUAUUCAUCACAACAACGUUGGUCCAGUACGACUUCGCCGCUCGGACCGUCGCGUCCUAGAACGUGCACGGCGUCGAACCCUUCGCAUGACGGUCACGAUAGUCGCCGCUUUCGCACUGUGCUGGCUGCCCUAUGUAACUAUAACUAUGUGGUACAUGAUAGACCGCAAGUCAGCCACUCGCGUGUCACCCAGAGUGCAAGACCUGUUAUUCGUAAUGGCAGUCUCCAAUUCCUGCAUGAACCCUCUAGUCUACGGUUCUUAUACACUGGACAUCCGAGGUGUGUUACGAAAGCUGCUAAGGAAAACUUGUUGUCAUUCUUCAGCUGGUUCUGAUACUAUAGGUAAGUCAGUGGAGUAUUCUGACAAGGGAUUCGCUUUGACACUUCAAACGAAGGUGGCUAGCAAAAUACCCACAUAA
Molecule: messenger RNA, 633 nt
Organism: Arctia plantaginis
Lineage: Eukaryota; Metazoa; Arthropoda; Insecta; Lepidoptera; Erebidae
Source: the annotation of a GenBank genome assembly